Galeopterus variegatus (Sunda flying lemur) is the source of this 372-nucleotide messenger RNA. RefSeq names its product propionyl-CoA carboxylase beta chain, mitochondrial-like. The transcript has 3 exons. The annotation marks the transcript as partial. The record is from RefSeq and is a predicted model, not a curated record. Gene Ontology annotation, molecular function: propionyl-CoA carboxylase activity. Lineage: Eukaryota; Metazoa; Chordata; Mammalia; Dermoptera; Cynocephalidae. Gene Ontology annotation, cellular component: mitochondrion.
AUGGCGGCAGCAAUGCGAGUGGCGGCGGCUGGGGCAAGGCUCAGCCUUCUAGUCAGCGGCCUCCGCACCGCGGCCCGCAGCCUUUGCAGCCAGCCCGUUUCGGUGAACGAGCGCAUCGAGAACAAGCGCCGCAGCGCGCUGCUGGGAGGAGGCCAGCGCCGCAUCGACGCGCAGCACAAGCGAGGAAAGCUAACUGCCAGGGAGCGGAUCAGUCUCCUGGUGGAUCCUGGCAGCUUUGUUGAGAGCGACAUGUUUGUGGAACACAGAUGUGCAGAUUUUGGAAUGGCUGCUGAUAAGAAUAAGUUUCCUGGAGACAGCGUGGUCACUGGACGGGGCCGAAUCAAUGGAAGAUUGGUAUAUAUCUUCAGUCAG